Molecule: messenger RNA, 2343 nt
Organism: Lentinula edodes (shiitake mushroom)
Lineage: Eukaryota; Fungi; Basidiomycota; Agaricomycetes; Agaricales; Omphalotaceae
Exons: 8
Coding region: 1-2343 (780 amino acids)
Source: RefSeq, a predicted model, not a curated record
AUGCUUUUCGAAACUCAUACCCAGAUGGAGCCGGAUAUCUGGACUUCAAUACCGAAUACAACGAAUGCACAAGAAGCUCAACAUUGGAAGCUUUAUAGUGCGGUUGGACGGGACCAUGGUCUCCUUGAAGGUCUUGAAGCAUUACAUGCUGUUGCCGAGACAACCGUCAAGCUAUUCACUGCAAAUCUUGAAGGGGGCCUUAUCCGCUAUGGGAAGGCAGAGCCUUGGAAGGCAAUGAUCAAUCUGAUUGGCCGUAGCAAACCAAGUCGAGCACCUGACACCAAGAAGGAUCUUCUUUCGAGGACACCUAAAAAGUCAAAAGAGUUGCCGUCUACACAUCACACAAGUUCAGCAAUAGUAGGGCCAGCAAGUUACCGGUGGGACAACAUGUCCUGUUGGGCUGACUCAGCUUGGGAUCUUCUGUAUCGCAGUAUAGUCAAGGAUUGGGCAAGUUUCUCAAGCCGUUUUAGCUCUGACUCACAAACUGAACGUCCUAUCCGCGAUUUUUACAACCUGAUGCUCCUCCGGCGAAAUGCUGAGCAUGAUUCAUUCAUUCUGAAGGUCCCUGACUAUGAUCUCUCUACAGCUCUGAGUAGUCAGCAUGACCAAUUCCGACGUCGCCUUGUAGAGUGGAGGAUAAUUAAAUCAGAUAAUGCAGUAGGAAAUGCCUUUGAUUGGUUUCCUCAAGUACUGAAGGAUAAGCUCAAUGACGAUCUUGAUGAUGACAAUUGGACACAGUCCUACUUCCAAACCAUGUUCGUCACUGUCAAGCACUGCUCAGGUGAUGGCAACGGUCACCACUACCAGGUGUGCCAGAAACCAGAGAUACGUUACCUUAUUGUUCUCCGACAAGCUGCAUGCCAAGAGUUCAAGGGUGAUCUUCUGUCAUGGCUCCAAACCUUUGCUAAUGUGAACCAUUCUCCCCAAGCUCUUCCUACAUGCUGGCGUGCAAGGGAUGGAGAAUCCUGGUGCAAAGGCAAUCAGACAGAUGUAAAGUUUAUCUUAUCCCUGCCUGUUGUAUUGAUUUUGGAGGAGGAAGAAUGUACAGCAUCGACAGAGUUUUGGAAUUUUCCAGCGCUACUGCAACCAUACAAAUCUGGGGAGCUGGCAACAGUGACUUAUGAUAUUGUUGGUCGAAUCUUCUACAGCCGCAGUAAAAAUCAUUAUAUCAGCCGAUUUUUAGAUGAAGAUGGGAAAACAGUCUGGACUUACGAUGAUAUGGCUCAUGGCGGUUGUCCAUAUGUUGAGCCUGGCGCAACUGCUGGCACCCACCUGAUAGGCAGCAGCUCUACUCUCAAGUUACCGUCUGAUUUCAUUGGGGCCUUUGCUAUAUAUCACCUGCGAAAUGGAACAAGCAUGCAAGAGGCCAUAUACACCUCACAACUUGCAGUGGCUCGAAGAGUUCACCAUAUGAUGGUGGAACCUGACAGCCUUCGACAUCACAUCCCAAAAAUAUGGCUAUCUCGAGCGAAGUUUGCACAACUUACCCCACAUGACCUAACAUGGCUGAAAAACCCAUUCCGUUUGGAUACUCUUGACUAUCAGGAAACCGCUGAGUCUAGUGGUACCAUUCGCAUUCCUCCUCGUUCCACCUUGUCCUAUCAACCCAAUCAUGAAUCCUCACCCUUCCUGUCAUCACCAACUUCAAAGAAUCUGCUUGGACCAAAUUCAGUCUCUCCACAGGAACAGGAUCAGAUGCACUCUGUAGAGACUCUCGACCAUGGUCUCAAUGUGGAUUUGAUUGAGGAAUACCUCCAAGAAGGCACAUCAGACUUCCAGUUUAUGUGCAGAUGUGGAAUCACAAUGACAAACGAGACACUAGUGGUUCACAACAGCAGUACAGGUGAUAUCAUUCAGUGCGACAACUGUGACAUUUGGUCACAUAUUGCAUGUCAGAAAGAAGGUCGAGCGGGAGGGCUGAGGCAGACAAGAGAGCCUUUCCAAUGUGACGACUGUGCAGGGAACUCACGAGCAAUUAUUGACAGCUUCAUUCCCGGCAAGAGAGCAGCAAAAUUGGCUCAGAAUGCGACACAAAGACUUCAUACACGGCUACGUGUCGAUCAGAGCUCAAUUAUUGACGAGCUUUGGGGAAACCAACACCAACGCAGACAGACAAGGCUUGGACGAUGGGACCAUCCACCAUUGCGUCUCAGUGAAGAAGAUAUCCUCAUGCAAUUUGAGAAUUAUCCGUACACAGAGGAGGUCAAUGAUGCCCUGAAACCGCAUCUUGAAUUUUUGCAGACGUUGCACUGCUCUCCACAAGAUUGUUCUGUUGAAGAAGUUCCGGCCAAGGAUCCACAAGGUCACCGGUUCAAACCGGGCUGCUCUCAGUUUACCUCUUAG